Messenger RNA from Vigna radiata var. radiata (mung bean), 657 nucleotides. RefSeq lists its product as uncharacterized. NCBI's taxonomy places the organism in Eukaryota, Viridiplantae, Streptophyta, Magnoliopsida, Fabales, Fabaceae. The coding region runs from base 1 to 657 and encodes 218 amino acids. The transcript has a single exon. The record is from RefSeq and is a predicted model, not a curated record.
AUGGACGUUCACAUUUCUGAACUCUUUGUUCCACCCCAACUGAGUAUUUAUGACGGAACCACCGAUCCCGAGGAUCAUGUGCUGGCAUUCUCCACACGAAUGGCCUUCCGAACCGAGAAUCGUGUUAUAUGGUGUCGGGCUUUCUCUCUGUCGCUAGAGGGAGAGGCGUUAGAAUGGUUCAACUCGUUACCACCAAAUUCCAUUGAGAGCUUCAAAGGAUUGAAGGUCAUGUUCGGAAAGCAAUUUGCUAGUAGUCGCUCGCAAUACCCGACAGGGUUCAAACUGUCUAAUUUAAAGCAAGGAAAGGAGGAAAUGAUGAAAGCCUUCAUGGACCGUUAUCAGAAGAUGGUCAGGUGGGUGAAAGGAUUAAGUUCCGAACUCGCCCUCCAGUAUGUGAUGUCGGCGCUGAGGCCGGGACCUUUUAAGGACAACAUAUGCAGAAAGCGUCCAAAAACCAUGGAAGAGUUGAGGGAACGGGCAGGCGACGAGGUAAGGGUGGAGGAUAUGAAACAAGCAUACAAGAAAGAAGCUCAGGAAGCCAAGGAGAACGCAGAGGGUAAAAAAGCCGGAAGGGCCAUCCGAAAAGCCCAAAGGAUUCAAGCUAAGAGAAAUCCCUCGGGGACCCCGAUUCCAAACAUAACCUCAUCCUGCCCUUGA